This is a messenger RNA of Dermacentor andersoni, 2290 nucleotides long. RefSeq lists its product as uncharacterized. NCBI's taxonomy places the organism in Eukaryota, Metazoa, Arthropoda, Arachnida, Ixodida, Ixodidae. The record is from RefSeq and is a predicted model, not a curated record.
UGGUCACCCGAUCACGCCCGUUAUAAAAGCGAGCGACGAGGGUGAAUACCUUGCCACAUUCGACAUGAAGGCGCAGCAGCAAUUGGCAUCCGCACUGCUAGCCAUAUUUACCUGUGUCCAAGGCCAACAGUACGUCCCAUAUGGCCCGGGACUCAAUGGAAUUCAAACAGGUCAAGUUCCCGCUGCAAAUAUUAUCAGAGCGCCGCCAUUGCCAAAUGCGCCAGUUAGCUCAGGCCCAGCGGUCAACCUGAACCUUCCUAUUGGGCGCUCUUACAAAGCACCCGAAGGCGCAUAUGGCAUCGGUUCCGUGGUACAAAAUGGGCGCCUUUCCUUUCCCCCCGGAGCCACAGUGGCUGCAAAUGGUAAUGGAAGGCUCACCGAUGCGCUCGGUCUCGGAAGCCUUUACAUCGAAAGAGGAGUCAACGGUGGUUCUCUGACAUCCCCCGGUCGCCUUGUUCGCAUACAGAAACGAUCUGUUGAUCAAAGUCGUGACCUGCGUCAUCACUACGAGGAAGAUCUGAGAACGGCCGUGACAGAGCUUGCCGGAGCAGGUGUCUUGCCCAGGCACACCAAGCACGAUGAGUACGAUCGUGUAAGUCUGUACAGGCUCGCAAAGGAAGCAAUCAAGAAGAAUCCGCGCAAAGGUGUCUCAUUUAAGAAACCCGAGGGGGAAUAUGGUGUCGGCUCUGUUUUUGAUACCAUGAAUCCACGUUUUAGUAAGGACACCGAGAAGCACAAGAAAUUAGAAGCCAUGGUCAGUCAAAAGUACCCUGUCCGUGAGGAUGCACCAAACUCGCCAGAAGAAGCCGUGGGAGCUCUUGCGGAUCACCCUAAAGCGGUAUCCUACAAGAAGCCUGAGGGUGAAUACGGCAUUGCUUCAUUGUUUGAUAGAACUACUUUGUUCAACCCGUUCUUCCAUAGGCGCCACAGGAGACAGGCUGUUGGCUCCGGGUCAGUCACUGCCGUUCUUGUCGACUUUGACAAAGACACUGACUCACCGGCACAUCCACCCUCAGCUCCGACAAGUAGUUUUGCUCCCGUCGUCGGAUUCACUGUUCAGGAGCCCGAAGGUGGUACUCCAAGCAAGCACAUCCUCAAAAACGUUAUUUUCAGGAAGCGCCCAGGAAGCUUCAAGACGGGACUUUCACCGGACUCACCGCCAACCAAGCAUGUGCUGAGAAUUCCAGACAGUAUUAAACUACCGCCGCUUGGUGGCAUACCCGAAAACACUGGUGAGGAGUCGCCUGACAUCCAGACCGUCGCUUCUCAAGGGAGCGCUCGGCCGAAGCCGAUAGUGUCCCGAAAGACCACCUCCACGGCGACUAUCGAGUUCCGACCGACCUUCCCUGUGGAGCACAUCAAGCCGGCCCUUCCUCCUCUGCCAAGACCAUCAGCUCGCCAUCACUCGAAGGCUUCGCACUCGCACACUGACGCCAGCGCCCUCAAGAAGGCGCCUGCUAAAUCGACAACAGAAUCGCACAAGUUGGCUACAUCACCUCUGGUUGCUGUGCCACCGGGACAAGUGGUUUACAACCGACAGCUCUCAGCGUCUGUGCCCGUGCAGCCGGUGCGAAAUGUUGGACUUCAAUCCAGACCUCCCGCCGUUCCCACCCAGACUUCAAGACCGACGCCAACGGUGCAACGAGUGUUCUCGCCGCCCCAGCUUCAAGCCACGGCGCAGCCUAGCGCACAAGUACAUCCGCAGCUUCAGGCGCAGCACAGCGUAGUCGCCGCAGCACCAGCAGCCACUCCCCAAUCAACACUGCAGGUGCAGCCGGCGGUGGUCGCCGCUCCACCUCCUACCGCUCCUCAGCUUCAGGCUGUCGCAGCUUCCCCUUACCCGGGAGCGUUGUACCAGCAGUACACACCCUUGGACCCAACCACGUACCAGGUGGCGCAGCCGGGGCAGUACCAAACCUUCCACCAUUCGCCCUACGCGCUACCUUAUGCUGCUAUCGUCGCGGAUCCUUACAACCAAGCCAGGAUAGUGCGGUCAACUGCAGGAAGGCUGAGGCAACAGGCUUCACCUUUUGACUCAUCUUCGAUCUACUACUUGACUAAAAGGAUUAUCCAGGGAGUCCACUCGUGAACGACGUUCUGAUCUCGAUCCAUAGCAUCAUCAACUGUAAAAAUUCAUCGAAGCACUCAUCCACAAAAACAAAGAAUCACCUACUCCUCGUCUCAAGCAGUUCGCUAAGGCAGAAUGACGUGAAAGUUCAUUUUUAUCUCUCACAAUUCUCACUUCUGAUCUUUAUCCAUUUAGAAAACUGAAUAAAUUAUUGUUAAUGUA